CUUCACAUCGCGAGGUCCCUUUAUUAUUUUUGAUCUUACCAUAAACCAGCUACUACUUCUCCAACAGUUGCCCGCCGCAUCAAUCGUUACCUCACUUUUACGAUUGACCCUCGUGCCCCAGGCACUCGACAAGAAUUCCUCUACACGAAGUUGAACACACAAUGGCAACGACAGAAGCCACUAUGGCUGAUGCUCCCGCCCACCGUCCCGACCGCCGCGUCAACGGCUCACCUCCACCCGCACAGUCAAAGCGAGACAAGCGCCGCCAAAUGCUUGCCGACCGUCUCGCCUCGCUCUCCGACAAGUUCAGCAAGGACAAGGACCAGGCAUUCCGCGAACAGCUGCAUAAGAUACAAAUCGACACCACAUUAGUUAUGAGAGUCGACCCUUAUGUCGACCGACCCCUCGAUAACUUCGAGCAAGACCAGCAAAGGCUGCAGCAGCUCAAUGGAGACGGCGACGGCCAGUCUGGGUCCCAGACGCUGCUCGAUAGAGCCGGGCCGAGGUUCGCCCAGUGGAUGGAAAAGGUUCAAGACUUGGUCGAACAACGAGACUACGCUCUCACCAAAUACAAGUUUGACUACGAGAAGAAAACUUCGGAAUUCCUCACAACGCACGCUUUCAAAACAGAAACAGCCAACCGGGAAUUCAAAGCUCUUUCACAGACGCUUCGCGACCGUUUAAUCAACGUUAUUAUGAGCAAAAAAUCCCGUCUGAACCGGGAAAAGGAGGCUUUGGAGAUCUCGGACGCCUCGGCGCUUCUUCUCCACCCUAACCAGUUCAGCAUCACCAACCCGGCGAGCCCAGGAGGUGUACAUGGCAAGCGAACGACACGGCAGCGCCGGGAGAUGGAAGACAUGACCUUUGAGAACAAGAAGAGGAAGCGGCUGAAUAACAACGACGACGAUGGCUCGCCGGUCCCACAGCGUCGGGUGCUGGAUGCUUCGGGCACCACGCCGCUCUGGCAAACAGAUCGGUUAGCCUCGCGGAAGCCCACGGGGACAGUAUACAGCAUUGAUAAGCUCUUUACGGACAAAGAACUCGGCAUGACCUCUAGCGCGGCGACCCUGGCGGCCCGGAAAUACAUCCUCACACACAAGCCCAAGCUCGACGAGCAUGGCCGUCCAAUCAAGUCGCCCGAUAGUAGCGAUUCCGGGGCCGGCGACAACGACGAGGACGGGUCGGACUCAGUCCCCUCUGCGCCCAUGAUGGAGCGGAAUGUGUCGCAUGCUACGCGCAGCGGCCGGGGAGGGGCCAACAACCCCAACUUCACAGACGAUAAGCUCAUGGGCAUGGAGAUGCUCGCCAACUUUGACUUCCAGGGCAACUUCGAUCGCAUGCUCGCAGCAGACCCGAAGCUGCCGCCAACGUUUCCGUCGACAUACAUCAAGGGCAACAAGAUGGAGUACAAUGUGCCCACGGUCCUCAAUGCCGAGGAUGUGCACGGCGACAUGGUGGUCAUGCAAGCCUUAAAACAGUAUGACGAGACACACGGUGUUGGCUCUAACUUUUCGGUGGAGAACGGUAGCCGCAAACUGCUGGAGGCCGCGUCGAUGUCGGCACAGGAUGCACGAUACGUAGCAUAUCUGCAAGGGGAACGGCCGUCAGAAAACCAGGUCAGGAAACAGCUGGGGCUUCCCAUUUUGUCGGAUGUCGUCGAGCCGGUCAUGUCGGAAAGAGCCGGAACUCCUAAGCUAGGCCAUGGGAGCACUCCGGGGCCAUCACCGGCGAAGGGGUCAGCGCUUGGGGGCGUUUCGAUGAGCAGGCAGUCGAGCGCUAAUGGCGUGCCGAUGAGCCGGAGCAGCAGUCGAAAGGGCGGCCGAGGUGGGCGGGGUGGGUGAGGAUGCAAUACACAAAAACAGGGAGGCGGUAGCUGGACCACCACGGAUAACGCUAUGCAUGUUUUCUUUUGUUCUCGGGCGUUUUGGGAAGCACGGCUUACUAGCUCGCGGUUUGGUAUUUGCUUUCGGUUGGCAUAACCACGGACACAGGGAUUAACGGUGUUGGGCCGGAUCUUGCACACGAAGGAAGGGUACUUGGUACUUUGCUAUCAUAGCUCUGCGUUUAUA
Messenger RNA from Chaetomium fimeti, 2069 nucleotides. Its product is annotated as Sds3-like-domain-containing protein. Lineage: Eukaryota; Fungi; Ascomycota; Sordariomycetes; Sordariales; Chaetomiaceae. The record is from RefSeq and is a predicted model, not a curated record. The transcript is spliced from 2 exons. Gene Ontology annotation, biological process: negative regulation of transcription by RNA polymerase II. Gene Ontology annotation, molecular function: histone deacetylase binding. Bases 162 to 1841 code for a protein of 559 amino acids. Gene Ontology annotation, cellular component: Sin3-type complex.